This is a messenger RNA of Fukomys damarensis (Damara mole-rat), 4675 nucleotides long. It is a transcript of the gene Mdm4, whose product is annotated as MDM4 regulator of p53. Bases 728 to 2212 code for a protein of 494 amino acids. The transcript has 12 exons. Lineage: Eukaryota; Metazoa; Chordata; Mammalia; Rodentia; Bathyergidae. Gene Ontology annotation, cellular component: nucleus. The record is from RefSeq and is a predicted model, not a curated record. Gene Ontology annotation, biological process: protein ubiquitination; negative regulation of apoptotic process; regulation of cell cycle. Gene Ontology annotation, molecular function: ubiquitin-protein transferase activity.
UGUAACUUGUUUUAAUCGCCAAACCCGGGAUGUGGUGCAGAAGAAAAGCAAAAGGUCCAAAUUCUAGACCUCUCACCAGUAUUACGAGCCAAUACCGAACGGUAAGAUAUUUGUGUGCCUAGUGAUCUUCCAAACAGACCCAGGAUUAGAACAGUGAGGUUUCACUUUCGAAGUCCUGCAGGGACUUCCGGUCUACCAUAUUCGCCGUGGAGAACUCCGUGGACAUCGGUGCUAAAGCCCACUCACCGAUGAAAAAUAAGGUCUACGCGAGAAUACAGGUGUGCUCUUCUGAACUUGCUGGGCUGGACCGGUGCAGGAGAAAAUGGGAGGAAGGGAUAGUGAUACUGUCCCGGAGCUCGCUGUCGCCUGAUGGCGUCGGAAUUAUUUUACUUGGCGGGAGGAGGUCGCCAGCAGUGACAUCGGGCCUGGAAGCCCCUGGACACCACAGACGGGAAGCUGACCGCGGAGAUCCUGCAGCCACCUUGGCUCUGAGCAUGGCUUUCUGCUACGGAGUCAGGCUGAGAAACGCCUCAGGUGGAAGUUUGAGAAGGCGACGUUCAAGGAUCUGUUUGCUGAGCAAUAUCAUCAUAUAACAGUGGAAAUGAACCAACUACACAAUUGAACAUCACAAUCACAAGCAAGAAUGUAAGUCGCCGUCGAAUACAUACCACGAAGUUUGACGCUUUUAUAAGUUUUAUCAACAGACUGAAGUAUUUUCACUGCCAACAUGACAUCAUAUUCCACCUCUGCCCAGUGCUCAACAUCUGAGAGUGCUCACAGGAUCUCUCCGGAGCGAAUCAAUCAGGUACGACCAAAACUGCCACUUUUGAAGAUUUUGCAGGCAGCAGGUGCACAAGGUGAAAUAUUCACUGUUAAAGAGGUAAUGCACUAUCUUGGCCAGUAUAUAAUGGUGAAGCAGCUUUAUGAUCCGCGGGAGCAGCAUAUGGUGUAUUGUGGUGGCGAUCUUUUGGGAGAACUGUUAGGACGUCAGAGCUUCUCCGUGAAAGAUCCAAGCCCUCUCUAUGAUAUGUUAAGAAAGAAUCUUGUCACUUUAGCCACUGCUGCUACAGAUGCUGCUCAGACUCUCGCUCUCGCACAGGAUCACAGUAUGGAUAUUCCAAGUCAAGACCAACCGAAGCAAAGUGUACAGGAAAGUUUCAAUGCCAGGAAAAGAACCGAAGAAGGUGAUGUUCACAUACUGCCUACCUCACAACAUAAACACAAAAACUCUAGAGGAGCUUCUAUAGAUGAAGACUUGAUAGAAAAUUUAACCCGAGAUGAGACUUCUAGGCUGGACCUUGGGUUUGAGGAGUGGGAUGUAGCUGGCCUGCCUUGGUGGUUUGUAGGAAACUUAAGAAGCAACUAUACACCUAGAAGCAAUGGCUCAACUGAUUUACAGACACAUCAGGAUAUAGGUACUGCCAUUGUUUCAGAUACUACAGAUGAUUUGUGGUUUUUAAAUGAGUCAGUAUCAGAGCAGUUAGGUGUUGGAAUAAAAGUUGAAGCUGCUGAUACUGAACAAGCAAGUGAAGAAGUAGGGAAAGUGAGUGACAAAAAGAUGAUUGAAAUGGGAAAAAAUGAUGACCUUGAGGACUCCAAGUCCUUAAGUGAUGACACUGAUGUGGAAGUCACCUCUGAGGAUGAAUGGCAGUGUACAGAGUGCAAAAAAUUUAACUCUCCAAGCAAGAGGUACUGUUUUCGUUGCUGGGCCUUGAGGAAGGAUUGGUAUUCUGAUUGUUCUAAGUUAACUCAUUCUCUCUCCACAUCCGAUAUCACUGCCAUAUCUGAAAAGACGGAAGAUGAAGGAAUUGAUGUCCCUGAUUGCCGAAGAACCAUUUCUGCUCCAGUUGUUAGACCUAAAGAUGUUCGUGUCAAGGAAGACAGUUCCAGACUGUUUAAUCCCUGCAGCUCUGUGGAGUUUUUGGAUUUGGCUCACAGUUCUGAAAGCCAAGAGACCUUCUCAAGCACGGGAGAACAAUCAGAUAAUAUUUCUGAGCAGAAAGCAGAUACAGAAAGCAUGGAGGAGUGCCAGGACAUCUUGAAGCCGUGUAGCUUAUGUGAGAGAAGACCACGAGAUGGAAACAUUAUUCACGGGAGGACAAGCCAUCUUACCACUUGUUUUCACUGCGCUAGAAGACUAAAGAAGUCUGGGGCCACAUGUCCUAUAUGCCAGAAAGAGAUUCAGUUAGUAAUUAAGGUUUUUAUAGCAUAGUUGAAUCAAUUGGGAAAUGCAAGAGGACCAGGUCGUAUUUCAGAACAUCAGUAAUGAGCCUGUCUGCUAAGUAUGUUCAUUCCCCAUGUUUAUUUAUUCAUGUAAACAUUUGUGUUCUGGGUCACUUUUGCUUUAUACACUUAGGGAAUUUGAGAGUGAGUGAGUUAGAACUAGAUCAUCAGUUUGGGGACUUCAUCAACCUGAAAAGAUUCAUAAGCUACUUCAUUCUCCCUCCAAAAAUGAAGGUCUGGGAGGAAACAACUGCCAGUAUAAACUUAAAAGUGUAUUUAUUAAUUCACUGAGCAAAUUAUUUGAAGACUAAUUCCUUCUUUAGUUAUUUUUAUUUCUUACCUUCCUGUUAAUGUACUCUUCUGGCACUAAAAUCCAAGGUAGUUACUAGAAAAAUACUAGGGCUAGUACUGAAAAAGCAAAUUGUCUGAUUUGUCAAAUUAUGAAGGGCUGUGAAUCACUUUGUGCUGUACUAAGGCUGCUUAGUUCCGAUAAACCAAGAUGGAAUAUAUUUUUUGUAUUCUGCUCUUUGGGUGCUGGGAUCAAACCCAGGGCCUUGAGCAUGUGCUAUAUCACUAAGCUACAUUGUUCUUAUAAAAGUGGGGAUCUCACUGUGUUGGCCAGCUGCCCCUCUCAGUCUUCUGAGUAGCAGGGACUACAGGAUUUUUUUUUGUACUGGGGAUGGAACUCAUGACCUUGUGCUCGUGAGGUAGGCGCAGCGCCACUGAGUUACAUCCCCGGCCCUAGCGAUUACAGGUUCUUUCCACUGUGCUUAGUUCAAGAAAAAGAACACAUAAUACAAGAGAUUUCUUCCCAUGUAUGUGUUAGUCAGUAGUUACCAAAUAAUUUUGUAACAUAGCCCUAAUUUUAGAAACUAUAUAAAGCAAUUUUUUUUAAAAGUAGGCUUCCUAUGUAUUUCACUUCUGGAAACACCAUGAUAAAUUAACCAAUGCCAUAGGUCUACACAUCAGACCAUUCUUAUCAUUUGUUUUGCUUCUGUGUCCAUUACAAGAAUAAUGUCCACCUUGCCCCUGCUACCUUGGAUCCAGUUAAACCUAUUAAGUAAUUGCAACCCCAAGAAAGUGUAUAUAACCUUUUGCACAUUAAAAAAGAAAAUCUAGGUAUAGUUAACAUAUAAUGAAGUGUUGCUUUUGAGUGAGUUGGAGAGAUCAGUCACCAUUCCAAGUUAUAGAAUGUUCCCAUCUCCCCAAAAUAUCCCCUGAACCCCUGAUUUUUCAAGCCAUCUUGUAUUUCCUGCCUGCUCUAUAUUAAUUUCCUUUUGCACAUCUUUAUUUGAAUUUUUAACAUUUAAAGUACUUACAAAGGAUAUACCGUCCAAAAUUAUGCGUUUUAUAUAUGUGCCUUGAUCAAACUGGGCAUGGCGGCACCUGUCUGUAGUAGCACUCCAGGAAGCUGAGACAGUAGGGUCUCAAAUUCAAGCCCAAUCUGGGGCAAAUUAGUGACAAACCUAGAAAAAAACCAGAAAGAGCUGGGAAUUAGCUCAGAGUGAAGGCCUGGGUCCAACCCCCAGUACUAUGGGGGAAAAAGUCUUGCACCUGUAGAUUUAGCUGAUUAUCAGUAAAUUAUAGAAAAAGGCCAGUUGCAUAAACUGAUAAGGUCUGUUCUCAUUUCAAAAUUAAUCAGCCAAAUACACUAAACUUCUAGAUAGAAAGUAUUUUAGUGCAUACAUAAGCAUGGAAUUCUUGGCAUAGCCUUCUCAAUUACCACUUCUAUAGAGAAAGCACAGGAUUUUAAACCAAACUCCUGUUUUCUUUGUCCUGAAUGUCUGUUGGGAUCUCUCCAGGUGUUUUUUUUUUUUGGUCUCUGCCUCUGGAGUUCACACUCAGCGUCAGUGGCUUACAGCAAGAUUCAAAUGAGUAAUAGGGAUUAUGGUGUUUGUGGAAAAGGAAGUAAUUAAGAGAAAUGAAUCUGUAAUUCUCUUCAGUAAUUUUAGGCCACAUCAAUUUUAGGAAAAUAGAGAAAUUGACUGUCUUCAAGUUGAUUUCUUUUUUGCCAUUUAUGUCUGUUUAAUGCAUAGAAAAAUAGUGGUAUAUCUCCUCCAGGAGUAUGCAUGACCUUAUUUUAGACAAAAGUCCUAGGAAGUUGGCCUGGAGUUGUAAGAAUCUCCUGGGUUCUUGUUAAAAGUGCCCAAAUCCCCAGAGACUGACUGAUCCCUACCCUAGAAGGGAGGCCUUUUCUUUCCUGUCAUUGUAGAUCCUAAACAGAAAGUAGGUGGAACAGGAUGCCUUCUUACACUUAGUUAAUUCCUGAGUUUUAAAACUAUAAAGCACUCAAUUAUUUAGUCCCUCUUUGCAUAUGUAGCUAUGUGACCCAGUGGUAGAGGUAUUACUACAAUCCAAGUGUCCUGUCAGUAAAUCUUUCGUUUCUCCCUCCCACUGUUCCACUGUUGUUGUUUUGUUUUUUUGUGGGGGUGGAUGGGUACAGGGGAUCAAA